Messenger RNA from Penicillium cosmopolitanum, 537 nucleotides. Its product is annotated as GNAT family N-acetyltransferase. Lineage: Eukaryota; Fungi; Ascomycota; Eurotiomycetes; Eurotiales; Aspergillaceae. The coding region runs from base 1 to 537 and encodes 178 amino acids. Gene Ontology annotation, molecular function: acyltransferase activity, transferring groups other than amino-acyl groups. The transcript has a single exon. The record is from RefSeq and is a predicted model, not a curated record.
AUGGCCGACAUCCCCGAGAGCCUCAAUUUCCGCACUGCCAGCGCAGAUGAUGCAUCCGCACUCCAACAACUGAUCCAGGCCGCAUUUCGUGCCGAAGAUAGUAGGCAGGGAUGGGUUGCCGAUAUGGCCAUCAAUUCGCGCUUUACAGUCGACAUCGCCCACAUCGCCAAGACAGUCACCGAGCCUGACAGCGACUUCCUGAUAGCUUCCAACAAGGCCGGGGAUACAGUGGCAACUAUUGCCGUCUCAAGACGUGACACCGAUCUCGCUCGUAUCUUUAUGCUGGCUGUAGACCAGCGGUGGCAACAGGCAGGGUUGGGCCGACAAGUUCUUGCGUACGCCGAAGAAUAUUGCCAGCGGACUUGGGGCGUCACAAGACUAGGUCUAGAUGCUCUGUCUACGCGUCAGGAGCUCAUUUCGUGGUACCUCCGACGUGGCUAUUUGAAGACUGGAGAGACAAAGCCAUUCCCCGCGAUGCAUACAGUGAUCUCGAUCUGCCGGAGGAUCUUGUCUUUGUUCAAUUUGAGAAAUCGAUAA